Messenger RNA from Bombyx mandarina (wild silkworm), 2181 nucleotides. RefSeq names its product phosphatase 6 regulatory subunit 1-like protein fmt (gene fmt). Gene Ontology annotation, cellular component: cytosol; nucleus. The record is from RefSeq and is a predicted model, not a curated record. Gene Ontology annotation, molecular function: protein phosphatase regulator activity; protein phosphatase binding. NCBI's taxonomy places the organism in Eukaryota, Metazoa, Arthropoda, Insecta, Lepidoptera, Bombycidae.
AUCGCGGAGCACAAAAAACUACAUUAAUACGUUUUUCUAUGGAUUUAGAUUAAAAUUACCUGUUUUGUACUUACUAAUUGUAAUAAUGUUUUGGAGCGGUAACUAUAUUACAGUUAGAACUUUAAAUGUUCUACUGAAGGAGCAGAAUUUUACCCUUGCCCAAGUUUUAGAAGCUGAUGAUAUUAUACAAGAAUGUAAGGCUGAUAAUAAAGCGCUCAUACAAUUUCUUACAAAACCAGAAAUACUGGCAGAACUGAUAACAUUAAUAACUGAAGAACCUCCGAAGAAUGUGGAGCUUGCCCAGCAGUACCGCCAUGCAAGCAUUGCUUGUGAGGUCCUCACUAGCCAGCUUCCGAUGCUCAACGACCGCCUCUCACUGGACACUGUUCAGAUGAAUAGGCUAUGUGACUUCAUAAACAGAGAUCCACCUUUAAAUCCACUACUGGCUUCAUAUUUCAGCAAAACAGUGGAAAUGCUGUUAGAGCGUAGUACAAAACAGGAUUGUUACCUGUACCACAUAGUGUGCCUGCGAGUGCUGGACUUCUUCAAAUCACGUCGCGACUUUCUUCCAAACCUGCUGCGGCACAUUGCGACAUCAGCCAUUGCAGAUAUCUUUAAAUAUUUCAUACGUCUCGAUGACCUGUUCCACAAGAUUGUGAUGGAGUGGUUCGAAGAACAUCAGCUCCUAGAAUCCUUGAUCCAGAUAAUAUGUGGUACAUACGUCCCCGAGGAGUUGUCUCCAGAGCCCAUAGAGAACGAACCUCAGCAGUCAGAUCCUCAUAUCGAUCAGGAGAACAACGUUACUGAACCGAAUCACAAUGAGGAGCAUCACGAGGGAAAUAAAGAUUCUGAUAAUGAAGAAUCAGAUACGGACGAGAAUGGAGAAGGGUCCGGCGAGGGCGGCAGUAUAGGCGGGGGUUCAUCCAAGGGCGCUGGCAGGGGACCCCGCAGGAGGUCCGGCGGCAGAAUAGGUGGUGCGGGGGACAGGGCUGGAGUCGCGUCGGCCAAUGCGGCCGCACUACUUUGCGACCUCAUACUCAAUGGAUGCGCUGUGGAGGGAUGCUCAUCGUGGUCCAGCACGGCGCUGUGGCUGUGCGGGCGCGUGGGGGGCGCGGCGGGCGUGCGCGGCGUGCUGCAGGCCGCCUUCACCAGCCCCGCGCCGCGCCGCGACUCCGCGCUGGUGCACGCCGCGCUGCUGCUGCGGGCCCUGCUGCACCGGGACCCCAUCCUUCCAGACGCGGAGUCGGAGCGCACCAGCGUGGAGCUGGCGAUCGCCCCGCACCUGCCGCUGCUGCACCAGGCGCUGCUGCAGCCGCCGCCCGACGAUGUGCGCCUGAAGGGUCGCGACUGGGGACAGGCGGGGGGCCAGCAGGGGGCUCGGGGGGCGGGCCGUGUAGGCCACGCGCGGGUGCAGGUGGCCGCGCUGCUGGCACACCUGGCCCUCUCCGAAGUAGACGACGUGGCGACCACUCUACUCACGUUAGGUACUCCUGGAGUGAUGCUGGACAUGUUCUUCGAGUACCCGGACAACAACUUCCUGCACGCGGAGGUGUACACGAUGAUCAAGAACGCGCUGAGUAACCAGGCGCACCGCCCGCAGUACGCGCGACACUUAUUCGAAGAAUGUAACCUGGUGACGAGACUGAUGGAUGCCUUUGAGGAGAACGAAAAUAGAGAGGUCCCCCGGCGCGGGUACAUGGGCCACGUGGUGCUGUGCUUGUCGCGAGUGGCGCGGGUGGCUCCGGAGACGCUGCAGGCGGCGCGGGGCGCGGGGGGCGCGGCGGGGACGGCGGGGGGCCCCCGCUGGGCGGAGCGCUGGGCGCGCUUCCACCGCGACAAGCUGCAGCCGCUUCUCGACGUGCACGAGACGCCGCUCGGCGGCUACUACCCGUCGGAGCACUCCUUUGAGGUCGAGAACAUGGUGGACCCGGCGGAUAACUACGACGUGAGUACCGUCGGGGGGCGCCGGCUGCGGUCGCCUCCCGAACCUCUUCGAGCCCCCUUCUCCGCGGCACGUGUACUUCGAAGACCUCUCGGCGCAUUAUUUUUUAAUUUUUGCAUAAACGUCCUGGCGUCCAAUUAUCGCAGGAAUCCACAGGCACCACAAUGUCAAACUCAACGCUCGCCUUGAGGGACGAGAUCGAACUCACACAUGGACCGUAUAUCGAUUGACUCUCGACU